GAAUGGAGGCGAUCGAGAACAAUGAAAUGUUCUAAGUUAGAACAAAUCGUGUUUAUGCAAACUGACUGAACGUAAACAAGCUGCGAAUGUUGACAUCGGAAACUGCUUGAGCGGAACAAAAACUACGGUUAAACAAAUAUUCAUUAAAUUAUGGAUUACAGUUAGGCCGUAAUAUAGCACUAGAUUGCAUUGAGAGUAUGCUUGUGUUGAAUCAAAGACCCCUGGGAAGAUAUGCCUGUGCGAUGAUGUUUGGACUAUUUCAUAAAUAAGAUCUACAUCAUUGAUGAAUUAAAAACUCAACAGAGAUGCGGUUGUGAUGGAAUGUUCCGGAUAUCGUACAGGAUUUCAACAAAUAUGAAUGGACAUAUAUUACAUGAACUGCCAGUUGCAGUUGAUUACUUUACCAAGACUCCGGAUGUCCAGCUGUAUUUUCUCACACACGUGCACUCUGACCACACUGUGGGUUUAACGAAAUAUUGGAAGAAAAAAGUAUAUUGUUCAUAUGUAACUGGCAAAUUGCUUCAUUUCAAACUUAAGAUAGAAAAACAUUUGAUUAUACCUUUAAAAGAGUUGCAAUCCCAUGUUUUCCGUAUCCAAAGCAAGAAGGGUUGGCAUGGUUUAUCAGUCACUCUCAUUCCCGUACAGCAUUGUCCUGGAUCAAGUAUGUUCUUGUUUGAAACGAAUGAUGUGAAAAUUUUAUAUACAGGCGAUUUUCGGCCUGAUAACACUGUAUAUGAAAUUGGGAAAACUUUAUGGGGGCCUCGACACCGCCCUAUAGAUGUUUUGUAUUUGGACAAUACCUAUUGCGAGCCGUCUUGUGCUUUCCCCUCAAGAGAUGAGGCAAUCGAAGAGAUAGCAAAGAUAUGUAAAAGUCACUUGGAUUGUAAUAUCUUCAUUGGUGUGAACUGGACUGGACAUGAAGACCUUCUUGUCAAACUUGCAUUAAAAAUGGAGCAACAAAUUGCAGUGACAAAUUGGCAUUUACAGCUUUUUAAACUUUUGGAAGUCAAAAAUGUCUUCACCUGUGAUGAAUAUUCAAGUAACAUUCAAGUUUUAAGAUCGAAUCAAGUUAAUUUACGUAGAUUAAAAGAAAUAAAUGAAAAUGAGGAAGAUUGUAUUGGGAUUGUUCCAACAGCAAAGAAAUGUCAUGUUAGCUCUGGAGUGUUGAGAAAUGAUCUGAUUUAUACAGUACCAUAUUCAAAUCAUUCUUCUUUCACAGAACUUUGGGAAUUUGUUGAAUGUGUUCGACCCAGAAAAAUCAAACCAAUUGUUUCGGGAAAGAAACCAAGUGGUAUGGAAAGCUAUUUCAGAGCUGAUAUGACACAAUUUGAUUGUUUGUUAAAUUGUGAAAAAGUGAGCCCAAUUGAAUCUCAACUACACUAUAGUAUACAUCCAAUUCCUGAGAUGGACAAUUUUACUGAUGAUGAUGACAAUAUUAAUGCAUGUCCAAAGAGAAAACAUAAACCAAUUGCACAUGAUAUAUCAAAGAUAAAACAAAGAAGGAAAAAGCCAUGUGGUGUUGUAUUUGAUGAAAAUGACUGAACUUUCUCGAGUUCCAAAGACCAAUAUAUAUAUAUAUAUAUACAUAUAUAUAUAUAUGUUGGCCAUGAAUUGCUAACUAUUUUGUGAAAAAUUUUAUAAUCUAUACUUGCAAACUUCAUUACAUCAUUAUGAUACUAUAGAAUAAUUAUGCUAGAUAUUUUGAUUUGGGAAAUUUUACAUAGGUGAAAUUUUUUAAAGAUUUGUUAUUAUGAAUUAUUUUUAGUUCUUCUUGCUCUUUAAGGCGUUGUUUUUACUUUUUUAUUAAAUUUUGCACAUACAUAAGUAACAUGACUGUGUUUAAAUUCUUCAAUCAACGUCUUGUGAUUUUAUUACUGUUGAUAUCCAUAUGUAUUCCAUGAAUUAAAAAAAACUGAUUUGUCUAUGAAUUUGCAAUUCGGAAAUAAAACAGUGAAUAUACGUCAAAUUACAGAACAGAAAUUCAUACAAUUUGGUAUAUAUAUCAUAAUUUUAUGACAAAAUAUUAUCAAUAUAACAUCAUUGAA
Molecule: messenger RNA, 2045 nt
Organism: Styela clava
Lineage: Eukaryota; Metazoa; Chordata; Ascidiacea; Stolidobranchia; Styelidae
Product: 5' exonuclease Apollo-like
Biological process (GO): double-strand break repair via nonhomologous end joining; interstrand cross-link repair; telomere maintenance
Molecular function (GO): 5'-3' DNA exonuclease activity; damaged DNA binding
Source: RefSeq, a predicted model, not a curated record